Ostreococcus tauri is the source of this 1038-nucleotide messenger RNA. RefSeq names its product K Homology domain, type 1. Lineage: Eukaryota; Viridiplantae; Chlorophyta; Mamiellophyceae; Mamiellales; Bathycoccaceae. Bases 1 to 1038 code for a protein of 345 amino acids. Gene Ontology annotation, molecular function: RNA binding. The record is from RefSeq and is a predicted model, not a curated record. The transcript has a single exon.
AUGGAUGGGUUUUUCUCGUACACCGAGAACGAUCCGAGCCUGUGGCUCCCGAAAGGGAUCGUCGACGGGACGGACGACUCGACGACGGUCCCGUUCGCGCUCCCAGGUGGCCUGAGCCCUCCGACGGAGACGGAGAACUCUGAAGUGCAGGAGAUGGCUCGUAGGGCGAAGAUGACGAGCAUUUUGCCAGAUGAGCAAUCUCUGUUACUCGGAUACGCCGCGCAGGCGUUGGUGGAGCAGCAGACGGUGGCGAACGGUGGGAUCGGAGGCAUGCACGCACCGGCUGCGGAUGAGUUGAACGGGGCGCUCGCCGGACGACUCCGCGGUCCCUCAGGACCCCGAAGAGCGGGACAAGGUGUAGAGGAAGAAGAGCAACAAGUGGCAUCGAUCGAGGUGAUGGCAAACGGUGGGUUGAGGCUACGCGUGACGCUUCUAGCCGCCGGAUUCGUCAUCGGCGCAAGCGGCGCGUCCAUUCGGGAAAUCAUGCGCCACACGGGCUCGACAAUUCAGUCCUGGACGCAACCGCCGGAAGCCGGCGUGUACCAUCGCCCUUGCCGAGUGUUUUGCAUUCAAGGUAAUCCAGAAUCCGUGAUGGCUGCCUCAAAUCUCAUCCAUGAAGCCGUUGAGCGUUACAAGGAGCUGUGUGAGGGUAAGCGACGCGGAGAGUUCGUUCAACGCUUGCAGUACAUUCGCGGGGUUGAAUUCUCCUACCAACCGCCGCCCAAGAACGUUGUUCCAAACGCAGCUUCUGUGAACGUUUCGCGUACAGGUAAUCUGACGUCUCCGAACGCAGCGAACGAGACGCUUCAGCUUCUCGCCGCUGCGCAAGCGCAGCGCGACGCAAUGCAACACUACCAAAAUCUCGCGGCGUCUUCGUACGCUGCCGGCCUUGCCGCCGGUGCAAAAAUGCACCAACUGAAUUUCAACAACAUGGCACAACGAACCAGCGUGGCUUCGAUACCAAAUAUUCCAAAUGUUGACAACAUGCAAACAUUCUCUUCAUUCUACUCUCCUUUUGUACCUCCGAGAAGUGAGUGA